AUGCUAGCAGUAAGUGAUCUUCUGUCAGGUAUUAUAUACAUUCCUACAUGGUGUUGUCAUUGGAUACUGGCACUUUCAUCAAUUCCAACGUGCAUACCUAUGAUUUUCACAAGUAUACUUGGAUACACUCUGGCAAUAUUUUCUGUUUUCACCAUUUUGUUUAUCACUAUAAACAUUUAUUUGUCGGUUAUUCAUCCCUUUUUGUAUGAAGUAUGGGUGACAAAAAAGCGGGUUUUUACUCUCAACUUGUUUGUUUGGAUUAUUUUCCUGGUCAUGGUUGUAGGUUCAACAUCAACAUCGUUGUCUAUGUGGAUUAGGUGCAAAAACAUGACAACCUAUCUGUUAGUGAUCAUAAUAAUUGUCAUGGUAACCAUGCAUAUCCGAUUAAAUAAUGAAAUUAACAGAAUUUGCUCACGAGUCGCUCAAACUUCAACUGCUCAACAAACUCAAGACAUUGGCAUGAAAGAGAAAGCGACGAAAAUGGGUGUUAAAAUCAUGCUUGCAUUUUUAAUGUGUUUCGUUCCAAUCUCAUCCAUAUUGUUGUACAACAAGAUGAAUCCGACAGUGAUUGUUUCAAACUACUUGCAGCAUGUGGCAACAUUAUUACUAUUCUUAAAUGCGUUGUUGGACCCUUUCAUAUAUUAUUUCAGACUAGGAAGAAUUCGUUCGAAAGUCCAAGUACUUUUUAAUAACUCGCAGACAAAGGAAACGCACGGAGGGCAAAAUGUUUAACCACUAAGAAUGAUAAAAACUUUUUGCAUAAAUUUUUGUCAAUUACCCCUAUUAUCCACUCUCGAUGAAGCAAAAUUUCGCGAGGCGCAGCAAAUUUUCAAUUUGAAAUUCAUGAAAAAUGGGCACGCA
Messenger RNA from Hydractinia symbiolongicarpus, 861 nucleotides. RefSeq names its product lysophosphatidic acid receptor 4-like. The transcript has a single exon. Gene Ontology annotation, molecular function: G protein-coupled receptor activity. The record is from RefSeq and is a predicted model, not a curated record. Bases 1 to 732 code for a protein of 243 amino acids. NCBI's taxonomy places the organism in Eukaryota, Metazoa, Cnidaria, Hydrozoa, Anthoathecata, Hydractiniidae. Gene Ontology annotation, cellular component: membrane. Gene Ontology annotation, biological process: G protein-coupled receptor signaling pathway.